AAAAAAAACACAAUCUAGUGACGUCAUCGAAUUCGCGCCAAAUCCUUCUGUUGCGUGAUGACGCCAUCGCAAAACCGGCGAGGUUGUACAAACACGUCACAGCGCGGUUGUACAAUGACGUCACUGCGCGGUCGCUCGAUGACGACACUGCGCGAUGACGGAAGCUUGUUAACGGUUUGGGGCUGCUCGGCCAAUCACGACGCGAGGUUAUCGCGGUGACGUCACGCGGCAUUGGCGGAAACCUGCAGGGGGCCGCACGUGAGCCACGGAGCGAGGCUAGGUUCCGCCCCCAGGCACGAGCCACCUUUUGCUGCAUAUUCAGCCGCGAUGAGAGUGGGUUUUGGAUCAACUCCUCCGUGUCCACACCGAGCUGCGCACAACACGCGUGUUUGUACGAGGAACCAGGGGAUAAUGCACGCACGAGUGGAGUUUCCCGAUACAGUAUAUUGAUUUUAUCAACAAAACCCCCGUUAUUUCCGUAAAGCCCUUUUUUGUAUGGAGACGCAGCUGGCUGGUAAAAAAAAAUAUUCGACGUUGCUUUGCACUUCUCUCAGUUGUUGAGUUUCAUGAAUGCGAUUUGCUGUUUGAUGUAAAAAAAAAGUCUCCCUUGAAAAAAAAUCCACUCUACAUGGGACACAGUUGAUCUGCCCACGUUAAUUUCUUGCUCGCCUCAGACAGUCAUCAUUUCAACUCGUAACGCGCUGCCGCUCUCGAAUAGGGAGAGAGACAGUGAACGACUCUGAAGCGCUCGAAAGAAUCCCAGACAAGCGUGAAGAAGGAGGGCAGCCACGCAAUGAGCCGGUGCCAAUUUCUCCCCAAGCUCUGCGGUCCUCUAUGCUGUACUACUAAGGUGUUAUCAAACAAUGUAUUUGUACGUGCGAGGAAACCGGAGCACCCGGAGAAAACCCAAGCGUGACGCUAAGUUCUGUACCCUCUUGUCUCGCUAUUACACCAGAGAUCUUGAGUUCCCAUUCAUGUAUCUCGAGUUUGGAGCAGUGACAUGACUGAGUGGUCGCAGAGGUGCACAGUUCGAGCACCACAGCUGCCCUGGUUAAUCCUGCGUAUGUAUUAACUGUAAAUACUGCUUCACAGCGGACGUUAGAGAUUCCAUGACAUUUGAAAAUGAGUAGGCCACGUGAGCUGGUGCCAUGGUCAAAAUGUGCCAAAUUCCCUGCAAAUAUUCAUCUGGAGAACACAUUGAAGAACUGCUGCAGACUGCCUGUGAAACACAAGUGCCUUCGUGAUAGCCUUGCACGAUAGGAAUGGCACGAGUAACGCACCUGCGAAUAAUUUCACUUGGCCUUCGUGUGCAACCGAACUCCACGCCUCCCCAUUACAGCGAGUAUAUCGACAAUCGCUUCCGUGUAACGCUGAACUCCAUAUAUGCCUCCUCGUCAUAACCAGGGUUCCCGCGGUCACUACUCUAGACCACGUCUGGCAGUGCUCCGUGAGGCGCCAUGGAGCUGCCGUUGCACUGUUCGCGGCUGCUGCGCGACCUCAACGCACAGCGCGAGAGCGGCCUCUUCUGCGACUGCCAGGUGCUGGUGAAGGGCCAGCGCUUCUCCGCGCACAGGAAUGUGCUCUCUGCCUGCAGCGUGCAUUUCCGCACGCUCUUCCUCUCGAGGUUUCCUGGGCCGUUGGCCAAGCCAUGGGACGACACGGGCGUCGUCACCGCGACACUUGACAACCUGGCGCCCUCCACCUUUGCUGUCAUCCUCGAUUUCAUGUACACCGCACGGCUCGCUCUUACCGGCCUCAACUCGGAGGACGUAAUGUCGGCUGCCGGCUUCCUCCAGAUGUCGGAGCUCGUCUUCGCCUGCAAGGGCUUCAUCGGCGGCGGCCUGUUUGUUGGCUCACCGUCGGUGGCGGCUACCGACGCCAGCGAUAACGUCGCAAAUGCCCCGCAGCCGUCGUCGCGCAAAAAGAUAGCGUGGAAGGGUGACGGACAGCUCGGGUUUCUGAAACACAUCAGCCUCAAACGAGCUUUUCCCUCAGAGACUUCGGCUCGACGAGGAAACCAAGGCACUGCCUUUGGGGGCAAGCGAGACUGUGAGACGCCGAACAGCAAUGGCUCAGUUCCAUUGCAUAUGGCCACGCACGCCAGCCACCUUAACAUGAUAGUCGUCGACGUAAAAAAGGAGCAGGUCUCUCUGGAAGAGCCACAGCUCCCAGUGGAGACCACCAACGGAGAGGCAUGGUCCAGCACCCCCCGUUCCCAACCCGAGAGCCGCGGCAGGACCCAGAGAAUCCUGGGCACGAGGAGACGGGACCCGCGCCCCCAAGCCUCUGCUCAACCCGACAGAACAGGCCGGCGCAUGAGCCACAGGGACGAGGGCAAUGCCUGCAUCCCUGAUGAUGCUGGAUUUAUAAUCAUGACAGUUCCUCCGGACGGCAUCAAGCAGGAGCCAGAGGAUUGCUCACCUUCAAAUGUUGCAACGUUUGAGGGUGACAAGUGGGAGAGCAUGGACAGCUCGAUGAAGCAGCUCUCUCCAGGACCGUGCCACAACCAUAGCCUACCGGGCUUACGAGGACGAAAGUUUCGCGCCGGCAAUUCGGCACGAGAGGCCCACGUCUCCCUUGGCCCCCAGGACUUGGCAGGGAACCUGCAGUCGGAAGAGAACGCCCUUUUUACCAAGUGCAGCGGCAAAGAUUUGUGGGACGCCGGGGAGCAGGGUGAACGUUCGACGGCCGGAGGAUAUCCUGGCUGCCGACCAAGGGACGGCUCCGCCUGGGAGCAGCAGGCCGACCUCGCCGCUGCCGGCGAGAAGUGGGACGGCGGGAUGGCGCUCUUCCCGUGCAAGCACUGCCCGGUGCGCUUCACUGCGAAGGAGAACCUGGUGCGGCACCAGCGCACGGUGCACGCCGGGCAGAAGCUCAAAUUCUGCGAGGCGUGCCAGCGCAACUUCCGCGACAGCACUGACCUGCAGCGCCACCGCCUCUCCAAGCACUGGUGGCAGGGCCGCGACGGCACGUGCCCAUUCUGCCCCGAACGCUUCCGAGUGUCGAGAGAGCUGCUCAAGCACAUCCAGCACCGUCACAGAGGCCUUGCUGCGUUCUGACUCGGCAAAGCUGCCACCAUCCCCUCCCCGCCCAAUAACACUGUCCUAACGAGGAAGAAAUGUUUUAUACAUGACAUUUCGGGGCAAUGACCUACCAUAUUUUUCUACUAUGAAGAGCAGGAUUAGUGACGAUUUGUGUUGAGGAUUUGUUUUUUAAUAUGUAGAUUAGUUUUUAGUUUCAGCUCAUUGUUAAUCCACUGUUGGAUGAGAGCCUCCUGACACCGUGUCUACCAUAGCGGGGUUGUAUGACCAUAAAUCAGCAAGUUGAUUAGUGUAGGUUGAUAGAGGACCGGUUCAGAUAUCGCUUGCCACUGGUGUUAGCCGUUGCCUGGUAUCGAACUCGUUUUGCCGAAUUCACUGCGCAGCACGUUAACCACCACUGCACUCAACAUGUAGAUGGUAGAAUAUAAAUAUGAAACGGUAAGGUAUUAUUUGCAUGUUUUAGUUUCACACGAGCCUGUAGUGUAGUUGAUUAUUUGACAAGAAAUAAAUAUGCAUACGCACGGAUUCAAUCGUCGCGCUUGACACGUGAUUCCAUUGCCUUAACUGGCGAGGUGAAUCCUGUCGGUGCUGCCUUUGUUAUCAGCAAGCUACGGGCAACACUGAGGUACAUUUAGCAGUCUUUCUCUUGGGUGAGUUCCUAAUAGAAAUACAAAUUUCUACAAAUAUUCUGUUCAUAUUAGAUCCGCCCGUAUUGCCACCCUUCCUCCCCUGUCACCAACGGGCGUAGCUCAUGCGGGCAAUGCUUUUAACACCUGGUUGAAAAGCGCUGCAACUGGAUAAAUGAUACAUUAUAUCAAUGUAGAAGGAAGCCAAUCAGCGUCCAAGGGUGGCCUAAUAUGGGCUUUUUUGAUCCACAAAUCGUUUCUUUAGAUCCAAAAAUCAUGUGCCGCUUUCGAUCCUGAAAUCGUGUGUCAGGAAUCAAUUUAACGAUUAAAAUAAAUUGUAUUCAAAAUAUCAGCUUGUUCCAUGCUCGAACACAUACAGGUAUUCAAAAUAUCAAUACAUGUGGCGACGUGUUAAAGCAUGGAUCAAGCUUCGUAUCGUAAAAAAUCGGUCUAUUCCCGUUUAACCAAGCAUUGGCUUGUUAAAAACACGUCCAAUCCCGUUCCGGUAUUACUUGUUUGGCAAAGUCACGCCUAAUUUCUCCAUAAAUGGGCCUAAAUAAUAUAAAUCGUUCUCUCGCGGAUUCAUUUAAUGCUGUUCCAGCGCUGCAAAUGGUAACGCAGUGCGCUCAACCCUUGCAAGUGGACACUAGAGGGCGCUUUGUUACCUACAACCCACUUCGCUGCGCGCACAGUGAGAGGGCCUCGUGUAAGCGCCCGAACCCCAUAUAUCUGGCACGCGUCUCUUCGGUGUCCAAUCGCACCACUUCCAAAAUGCGUUGAGAUGCUUCAUUAGGCAGUGAGCAGUCCAGAUAUUGAAUCAGCACUGCCGAGUUCCUGGGUUUGAAUCCGGGUUUCAGCCGCCCGUGAUUAAACCGUGUUCCCAAAGUGUAGAGAGACGGUGGUCUCGCAGUUUCUAAUGACUAUGCAUUGGUAACUGUGACCGUAUGCAUUGGUAACUAAUGAUAAAUUUGGAUUUUUGCAGCUGUUUUCAUUUUAUUAUUUUGAUCCCCGUCUGCCAACAGUAACUCCUGGGUACACAUUCUGUUAUGUUUCCCUGUGGUCUCCCCCCUAAAAGUCGUCUCCUAUUAUUUUGCAGCCAACUGGUGCAUGACUUUUGUUUUGUAUUUAUCCUGAGCUCAACUUUGCAACUUUUUUUUAAUGUCUUCUUUGAGUUCGCUCUCAUAGGCAGUUCUAAUGACUGUCCUGCUGUAAGCGAGUCUGAAACGGGUUACUAUUUUAUAAGAGCAUUUAUGCCUUAAUUUCUCCAAUGAUUUUUUUUUUAAACAUCUUUUACCGUCACUGUGCAUAACUUUUGCGAAUAUGCAUCAACUCGGCCAGCCCCAUUUAAAUAUGCGUCCCAUUACAUAGUGCGAUCUCAAUGUGGCUGUUCCAUUUUUGUAAAUGCAUUUCAUUGCUCUUCAAUAUGUUUUAUUUAGGCCUCGGGUUUAUAAGAGCUUGGAUGACCGCAUCAAUUUACAGUGAGUUGAAUGCCUUUCCAUAGACCACAAAGGUUAGGCACAAUGGUAUUUUAAAUGCAUCGGUCUUUUCUCGAAGCCGAUUUUUAGUACUGUAUGUAUGUAGGAGCCAAGCGAACAGUGCUCUUGGAAAUAUGAAUUUGAUAAUAAUUGAAAUGUGCAAUGCUCUGCACAGUAUUUUGUUCGCUCUCGAAGAGAACGACUCCAGAGGGGCGAGUAGGAACAACAGACGAGUGGGAAACGCAGCAGCCAGCACAGGGGACGUCACUCAAAGGGACGAUGGCUGAUGGUCGACAAUGGCGAUGGAGUGACAGCCAAAGGAGUAAACGCGCCAGAGAGGGUCGACAUUGGAGUUGGGGCCAUGAUAUCGGCUCUCGUUGUCCUGCGACAGUGAGAGAUGGUGACGGCUCGGGGAGGCCUUCAUUCCAGCAGUGGAUAGGUCGUGGCUGGUGAUGGUUAGAGCUCUGGAAAUCAAGUGAUUCACUCAUAAGAGGUGGUUUGACCCCGGUCGAGGUAGUUUUGUGAUUUCGUUGGACGCUAGGUGGUGCUCUACUCACUGCAACAGACUCGAUUUAAAUGUCCUCUGACUGGAUACCUAGAGCACAAUUGUGAUUGGUGGAAAAUGGGGCAAAACAUGGAAAAGGCUCUCUGCUGUUGUCAACUGCUUGCAAAACAUGAAUGACCUUUAUCAUUUGUUUUCUUUAGCAAUUUAUAAAUGUGCCUAAUUUGCUUUCUCGGGAUCAAAUAUAUAAUCUAUAUACAGCUUGCAUUUUGGUAUUUUAAUAAAGCCUGCAUUAUAAAUAUCUUA
Messenger RNA from Petromyzon marinus (sea lamprey), 5950 nucleotides. The record is from RefSeq and is a predicted model, not a curated record. NCBI's taxonomy places the organism in Eukaryota, Metazoa, Chordata, Hyperoartia, Petromyzontiformes, Petromyzontidae.